This is a messenger RNA of Melitaea cinxia (Glanville fritillary), 1381 nucleotides long. RefSeq lists its product as uncharacterized. The record is from RefSeq and is a predicted model, not a curated record. NCBI's taxonomy places the organism in Eukaryota, Metazoa, Arthropoda, Insecta, Lepidoptera, Nymphalidae. The transcript is spliced from 6 exons. Bases 1 to 822 code for a protein of 273 amino acids.
AUGAGACUUUACAUAAGCUUGGAAAAGAUUAACUUUCUUGUUACAGAAUCCUUAUUACUAAGGAUAGUUCGCGUCUCAAUCCCUUCACAUCGACUGAGGGGUCAGACGGUGCAGUUGGAUUGUGAUUACGAGCUGGGCGACGACACACUUUACUCGGUGAAAUGGUACAGAGAUAAUGAAGAGUUCUAUCGAUUUAUGCCGAAAUAUGAUCCUCCUAAACACUCGUAUAAACUCGAAGGCAUCAAAGUCGAUCUUUCAAAAUCGGAUGACAAAAAAGUUGUGCUGCAUCCGGUGACUUUGAAAUCAUCAGGCUUAUAUCGUUGCGAAGUUUCGGCUGAAGCGCCCAGUUUUGCUUCUGCUGCUGGAGAGAGCAAAAUGGAAGUAAUAUACUUACCACGAGACGGACCGAGGAUAACGGGUAACGAAGAAGAGAAUCGACGAGGGGAUUCUUUAUUCUUAAACUGUACGUCAGGUCGGUCUUACCCCGCAACGGUUCUAAGUUGGGACAUUGACGGUGAAAAGGUAACAGACCCAAGAUUGUUGGUUGAAUAUCCGCCAAUCCAACAUGCACAUGGCCUACUGUCGACGGCGCUUGGUUUGCGAGUGCCAACAGGUAGAACCAUGCAAGUGCGAUGCACAGCACGAGUGGCUCUCGCUUGGAAAGAAGGCAGUGAAGCCGUCGUUGGUAACAAUCAGCUUGCAGACAGCAAAGAAGCUAUGCUUUUAGUGCGGAGCUCAAGCGCGGCAUCUACAUUGAGUAUAAUAUUAUUAACAUUUUCUGUUCUCCAAGUUCUUAGUUCUUUCGUGAUAACGGAAACGUGAUAAAUUGUGUUUGUUCUUAUUAUUAAUAACGUUAUAACACUGUCAGAAAUACUCGUCACUUGAAGGACAACCGUUUACGCACGUCGACUAGUUAUGUUUCUUAUUGUUAGUAAUAAUUAAUAAAUUAGGUGAAUAAAUUAGUUUCACCCGAAGACUUUAAGUGUUUCUAUCCAGUUACAUUAAUAAUCGGCGACUUUUAGUGAAAUUUUCAUAUCAGACACAUAUCUUGACCUACGUAAAUGAUGCUUGUAAACUAUAUUGUUUUAAAUAGUUUAUUUUGAUAAAAGAAUUUAAUAAAUAAAAACAAAAGUCAAUUGUUAAGUUUUGUACUUUGGUCAUUAAGCUUGUCAUAACAUCUUGUGAUUGUACAUAAAUACAUCUUUAGGAACGCCUUCUUAGAUAAUACUACAAAUGUUGUAAAUAUAUUAGAUCGAGUUCUUUUGUAUAAUUACUGCAUAUACUAGUUACUAAAACUUGUACGUAUAUAUAUUUAUCGGAGAUGUUACGUAAAUUUCAUACAUAUGUGUUUGGUCUUUAUUAUUUUAAUAAAUAUGAUGAU